AUGGUGCCUGGGACCGCAGCAUGGACACAUUUCUCCAACGCUACUGAAUCUCGGUCUUUGAAUUCUGCAGAUGCCACUCGAUUCACUAUCCCCGGCGAUCCAAAAGCAGAGGACGCGUUCCAAUGUCCGGCAAUCCAAGUAUGGUUGCUUUACAUGCCGCGAAGCAAACGCCCCUGUGAAGGAUACCCGGACGGAGCGCCCCGUGGCCAAGAACAGACCGAGACGAACGUUGCGCUUCCUACCCGAUCUGGAAGUGUUGAUUACGUUAAUUUCAGCAAGCUUUCACAUCUAGGAUCGAACCCGGAGCUUGAUCGUCUACAUCUUCUGGCCUGUGCCGUAUUCUCACAAGGACUGCCUGGUGCACGGACCGAGGCGGAGAGUGCGUUUUGGACCCACCUGGUGCCCCAGCUCGCCUUGUCUAUCCCCAGUGUCAGAGAGGCGGCUGCCGCAUUCGGAGCAUCCUAUGAGCACCAGAUGCUGCAAAGUAAUUGUGGCGCUGCCAAACUCAAGGCAUUGAAACAAGUCACGGUGGCAAUGGGCAAAAUUCGACAAGAUGUCUUUCUGCUCCCACACGGGCCUCUGCCGGUUCUCGUGGCAUGUAUCUUGCUGGCCUGCGCUGAAACAAUCCAAUAUUGUUAUAAUGAUGCCCUGCUUCAUCUGCGGGGAGCAUUCUCGAUCAUGAGCUCCCGCGAGUGGCUUGACGCAAGAUCUUCAACAGGCAAAGCUCUACUCGAGGAUGACCUCUCGUGUUUAUUUGGCAAAUUAGACCUGCAAGUCAUCACAUAUGCACUGGGGAACACUCCAGAACUCCAAGUCCCUGUGGCUACUCCUGGUGUGGAUGCAGACAAUACCGUGUUCACACCGCAAAGGGCAGACCGUGAGCUCUUCCGGACGUUGCACUCUUGCUACAGUUUCGCCACAAGGGCCGCCCACUACAAAUACCUUCCCCGUGCAGCCUCCCGGGAGUUGCUGGUGCUGGAGCAGAACCGUCAUAUCGCCGAACUAACCAGAUGGCUCUCAAGUUAUCAACAAUACUUAAAGGCGAGCCAUGACAUCUCGGCAGGCAACGAUCUGCACGGGCUCUUGCUUCAGGCACAUUGCCUAAGUGCGCACAUAUAUAUGGCGAAUAUCCUUGAGCCAUUUGAGAUGGGAUACGAUAAGUAUGCGUUGCAGUUUCAGCAACUUGUCGAGUGUGUUGAACAAGCUAUGAGCGCCAAUCCCGUUGAGGGCGAAAUGCCCACCUUCAAUGCCGAGAUGGGAGUCAUCCAACCUCUCUUCUUCACGGCUGUCAAAUACCGUGACUCUACGUGGCGAUGGAAAGCCAUCUCGCUGAUCCGGAAAUGUGGGAGGGAAGGGCCAUGGUCUGGGCAUGUCGAAUCUGCAGCCGCCGAGAUCGUGGUUCGAGCGGAAGAGACGGCCGCAACCAAUGCAGCAAACGCAACUUCGUGGGGGACGUCGUCGGCUGCAUCGAGAAGCGUGUUCCUUUCGCAGGAUAUCCCCGAGGAGGCACGAGUGGCAGGGCAUUCUCUGCUCGACAUCCUCGAGGACUCUUCCGGCGCAAAUUGGGCAGAGAUUGAGAUGUCCAGAUGCCGUGACAUGCAUGCGAUGCUACUUGAUGAAGAGCCACAGCCUCAUGUCAAUAAACACUGGUUCCUGUGGAGGGAGAUGUGCCGGUUUCGAUCGUGA
Molecule: messenger RNA, 1686 nt
Organism: Fonsecaea erecta
Lineage: Eukaryota; Fungi; Ascomycota; Eurotiomycetes; Chaetothyriales; Herpotrichiellaceae
Exons: 4
Coding region: 1-1686 (561 amino acids)
Source: RefSeq, a predicted model, not a curated record